Molecule: messenger RNA, 1677 nt
Organism: Cuscuta campestris
Lineage: Eukaryota; Viridiplantae; Streptophyta; Magnoliopsida; Solanales; Convolvulaceae
Source: the annotation of a GenBank genome assembly
CCAUACUCAACUCAAUUCCAUCUUUCCCCCAAAAUCAUCCUCCCCUUCGCCUGCGUCCCACAGCUUCUUCCUCUGCGUCCCCUGAUCAAUCUCAAUCGCCUUAGCCCUCGGGUUUUUUCUCUCCGACUUCCCGGUUCCUCUGACCCGGUUUCUGGUUCAGUCCGCCAGCGGAAGCUUAAUUCCAGGUAUUUAAUGCUCAGUAUGUUGUUCAUCACCCAAGAACUCGAUCCAAGCAACUCAAUCACACCACUUCGCAUCAUCUUGCUCCCACUCUUGAGCCCAAACCCAUAGCCCUCAUAUCUGAUCUGGGUUUUUGAGAUUCUUGGUAAAGAUCGAGGCUUUAUGUUCAUAUAUAAGGAAAGAAGGUACCAGAGCUUCUUAAAUCUGAUCUUUCACCCAUCUUUUAUGUUUUGAAGUUGGGGUGAGGAUUGAAGUGGAGCGAAGUUAGGUUUUUGUGUGUUUGGGGGGAUGAGAAUGGCAGCUGAUACUGAUUGUUCACAUCCAUUCACCAGAUUAGAAGGUAGUUAUAAUAAGAGCAGUGUUUUGGCCCCUGCAAAAGUUGAGCUUCAAGAGGAAUCAGAUGAAUGGAAGCAACCAAAUGGUAAACUUUGUUCCCGUUUUCUGGUCGAGCCACGCUCUAUUGGCUCUAAGACACUUCCAGUCUCAUCUGGUUUGGAUUUUGAGGCUGAUAUCAAGGAGAUAGAACGCACUUCAGAAGAAAAACCAGGAUUUCUACCCGUGUUUCGAUCAGGUAGCUGUGCCGAGAUAGGACCAAAGCAGUACAUGGAGGACGAACACAUCCGGAUAGAUAAUCUAUUGGACUACUUAGGAGAAUCUUCCAGUUUCACUUUUCCUGGAGCCUUUUAUGGAGUUUUUGACGGACAUGGAGGAACAGAUGCAGCAUCGUUCGUCAGGAAUAAUAUUCUCAAGUUUAUAUUGGAAGACUCCUUUUUUCCCUUAUAUUUGGAAAAGGCAAUUAAGAACGCUUUUUUGAAAGCCGACUAUGCCUUUGUUGAUGAUAGCUCUGUCGAUAUAUCGUCUGGGACGACAGCACUCACCGCUCUCCUAUGUGAACGAAGAUUGAUAGUUGCUAAUGCGGGGGAUUGUCGGGCUGUUUUGGGGAAACGGGGAAAAGCGUACGAGCUAUCGAAGGACCAUAAACCGGACACCAUAUCCGAGAGGCGGAGGAUUGAGAAGCUCGGUGGGGCCAUAUACAACGGCUACUUAAACGGUCAACUAUCCGUAGCGCGUGCUUUGGGCGACUGGCACAUGAAGGGUCCGAAGGGGUCCGCGUGUCCCUUGAGCGGCGAACCCGAGUUGAUCGAGACCGUGUUGACCGAGGAAGACGAGUUCCUAAUCAUGGGAUGCGACGGUCUGUGGGACGUGAUGAGCAGCCAGUGCGCCGUCACGAUGGCGAGGAAGGAGCUUGGGGCCCACAACGACCCCGAGAGGUGCUCGAGGGGGCUCGUUAGGGAAGCACUCAAGCGCAACACGUGCGACAACUUGACGGUGAUCGUGGUUUGUUUCUCGCCCGAUCCUCCUCCACCCCUCGUCAAGCCGCGGGCAUCGCCAACCGGAGGGUCGAACGUCGUCGUGAAGGGCGUUCCGUUAGGAGGUGACGACUCGUGACGGCGGCGUUUCUUUUUAGAGGGGGAAGUUCCACUGUUGGACUAGUGU